UUGGCGGGCCGUUUGAAUGGCGGAAGUGACGAGAGCCUGGCGAUGGCCGUUCCGCAGGGGCCCGAACGGCUGCUGGGUAGCCGGCCGCCUGCGGACGCCCGUGUGCCGUGAGGUCCGGCCUGUGCACACGCAGUCAGAUCCUUUGUAUUUAAAAUACACGGAAAUGAAAAGAAAGGUAAUGAACACUGGAAAGCUGAGAUUGAGUCCUAAUGAGGAAGCCUUCAUUUUGAAGGAAGAUUAUGAAAGAAGACGGAAACUAAGAUUGCUUCAGGUUCGAGAACAAGAAAGGGGCAUUGCCUUCCAAAUAAGAGAAGACAUAAAACAGAGGAAAAAUCAGCAGUUUUCACGUUUGGCAGGGGAACUAAGGGCAGAAUGGGAAAAAGCACAGAACCAGAAAAUACAGAACUUGGAAAAACUGUAUUUGGCAAGUUUAAGACAUAUGGGAGACGGACAUCGACAGGCGAAGGAAAAUGAACCUGAUUUGGAUGCUCUGGCGCGACGUGCAGCAGAAAGAAAAAGAAAAGCUGAAAUGAGGCAUAAAGAAGCCCUUAAAGUGCAGAAAAAUCAAAAAGAAAUGUUAAUGAAACAGAAAACCAGGCACAUAAAAGCCCGAAAGGAAGCUUUGCUUGUGGAAAAAGAGAGAUCAGCUAAAGUGGCCAGGCUGCCACCUCCUGUUCCAGCCCCUUUUGAGAACAUUGAACUAAACAGAAUUCCUUCAUUGAAAACCAAUAGUUCCACCUAUCAUCACAUUUCCACUUUUGUGAGUAGACAGAUGGACACAAAACAGCCAGAUGCUCAUUUGGCUGCUGAAGAAGAAGCUAGACGGUUGGAAGGACUUCGGAAGCAGGCAGCGCAGGAGAGAAUGGAGCAGCUUGAAAGGGCACAUGUGCGGGGAUCCCAAGCCUUGAAGAAGAUCCACCUGACCCAAACCCAAGAGAGACUACUGGAAGAACUCAAACAGCUGCAGAAAGAGGACCUGGCACGUAGGAGACAGACAGUGGCACAAAUGCCACCACGACUAGUAGAGCUGCCCCACAGACGCCUCGAGGGGAAAGAAGACUGGCAGCGAGAGCUGGAGUUCGCCUUUGAGGACAUGUACAGUGUAGACAGGAGUAAGGGACUUCAGCUGCGCUUUUCCGUGUUUGCAUGUAAGGUGAAAGGAAACGUGAUUUUGCAUCUUAAGCCAGAGCCUUUGCCUGCCAUGUCUGACCAGCUCCGGGAUGAAGAACUGGACCUCUCAAUGGAGCGAGAAAAUCAAGGUGAAAACGAGAACCCAGACGUGCCAGACACUGAAAUACUGUGUCCUAGUGCGACAGUGCCCUUUGGAAUGAAGACCCAACAAAUCCCCUCAAGAAUUCUUUUUAAAAGAUUGUUAAAUAAGAUUCGAAGCCAACAGUCUCUCUGGACAAUUAAAUCUGUGUCUGAGGAUGAAAGUGAAGUGACUACGAGCACCAGUGAGGUUGAGAGUAAAGCGCCCACCGUGGAAUCGGGAGCCAUGAUCCUUGAGGAAAGAACACUGUCCUCCGAGCAGGAGCAAGUCAUGGACAGUGAUAGGCUGACGAUUGAGUCUGGACCACUGAGUAGUGAAGAUAAGCCAUUUUUCUGCCAAGCAGAUGCUGGAAAGGAACAAGCAGUUGUUGCUUUUCCACCUGCCACAGCUGAGGCUCAGAGUUCAGUACUGCUUCAUCCUCAGGAAGAAGCAGUCAGAAUUCGAAUGUCAGCAAGGCACAAGCAGAUAAUGGAGAUAGAAGAGCAGAAGAGGAAGCAGUUGGAAUUACUUGAACAAAUUGAGCAACAGAAGUUAAGGUUAGAAACUGAUUGUUUUCGGGCUCAACUGGAAGAAGAAAACCGAAAGAAAACUCAACAGCCUGAGGUUUGCCCUGCUCCAAUGUCACAUACUGUGAUUUCUGAUGAAGACUGUCACAGGCAGAUGAUUCGUAACUAUCAACAUCAGCUUUUACAACAAAACAGGUUACAUAAGCAGUCUGUUGAAACUGCCAGGAAACGAUUACUCGAAUACCAAACUAUAUUAAGGGAAAGAUACCCAUCCAUGUCAUCCGCAUCACUGAUAUCUGAUUCUAUCAUGUUAGGACCACCACAGAAAUCUGAAAAGCCUGCUGCUGCAUCAGAGCACUGGGGUCUGUGUCAGAGGCUGAAGCCGAGUCCUAACAAAUACCAACCUGUGCAAUCCUCACAGACCCCUGGAUUAGAUCAAAGUCAUGUUCAGGCACUAAGACAGGACCUCUUUCCACAGAGGCAAGGAGAAACAGGUGCAUUAGAGAUGCUAGCCAAGCAGUUUGUGGGGUCACAGGAACAUCCACAGCAGUCCUCUCAUGUGGAAGCAAGCCAGAGGAACUAUAAAUUUGUCCCUAAAUAUCCUCAUGCACUUUCAAGAACUUUGUCUUAUGAUAGGCUACAAACAUUACAGGAUGCUGGAGAAGUAUCUAAACCACUGAGAGCAAUAACUUGUCAGACUUUAGAUUCCCAACAAAUAUCAUCAGAGGAUAGUGAAAAUAUAUCUUCUAAGCCAACUGAGCCUUCUUCAUUUCUCCCACUGGUGCCUGAACGUUCUUUUACUAGUCUCCCAGUUAAACUUGAAUCUGGAAAAGUUCAGGAACCCUUUACAACCAUGAGCAAAAGUAGAGUUUCCAUAAACCAGUCUGUAAUCAGUCAGAUGCAUGAUCAGCCUUUGUCAUCCUCAGACACAAUCACCACCCAGCAAGAUGACUUAAAGUUUCCUCCAAAACAGUUAGAACUGCAGAAGGAAGUUCUUCAAGCAAGCCAAGAGGCUCAGGAAAAGCUGGUUCUCUGUACACAGAAAGAACUGGAAAAGCAGGCAGGUCUUCCAGUAUUCAUCCCAUCAUCAGCUGGGGAUUUAGUUACUUCACUGCCAUCUGCCUCAGCUGAAUCAGGAAGAAUCCAGACAUUUUCAACAGAAAGUGAUGCCACUGUUUCCUCAGGCAAUAUGGACAAGCUUUGGGGUUUUUCACAACCUGUCUUAUCACAACAAACUAAUUUAGAAUUUCCCCAAGAACAGAUGGGUGUUCAGAAGGAUAACCUUCGGGCUAGGUGGGAAGCCCAGGAAGUCUUGUUGGCACAUAAACAGAGUAAACUGGACGACAUUGUAAAUUCUGAGCAGACUGGUCACUCUUGGCCACAUCAGGUGACGCAGCAGUCAUUUAGUUCAUUAUCAGUGACUGAUAGACUAUCUAGAAAAAUCCAGGAAAGGCCUUUACCUACAAACAAGAAAGGGCUUCUCCCAAGCCAGUCUGAAAUGUCAAGAUCUCAGGAUGGGUCUUCCAGUUCUCUACAGCAUAUCCUACCUCUACACAAUAGCUUAAAGUCGCUGCAAGAACGGCUGGCUACACAGAGGGAUGCAGCUCAGACGAGACAUGAAGCUCAAGAGGAAUUACUUUUACAUAGAGAAAGAAGUUUGGGAGACAUGAUGUCUGGGCCAGUGAAUUCACUUUCCUCGGUGGUUUCUCAGCAUUCAGAUGCUUCUCAUGUAGUUUCAGAACCUGGGCCUAAGGAGUCCUGGGAACUGUAUUCAUCUGAGGGCAGUAUAGUUCCCUCUAGUCAUUUGAUCACCCCGUCACUCGAGGAGGAGUCUCUUGACUUUCCUCAGCACAACCUGCCAACACAACAUUUUACAACACUCCAGGAACAGGCACACAUUCAGAGGGUUAUACUUGGUGCUAGAAAGGAGACUACGGAAUAUGCACACAGAGAAAAUAAAUUAGAAAAAGGACUUCGUUCUCAACAAACUGGUGCCCUGUCUUCAUCCCAGGUAGCCGAAUGGGAAAGACUCCAGGAGUUCAUAUCAGUUAAGAGUGAUAAUGCAGGGCCCUUAAGCCUUAAGAUUCCAGGAUUUUGGGAAAGACUGGAUAGAUUUUCACAACAUGCAUUUCCUCUGCAAAAUAAUUUGCAGGAACACCAAGAAUGGGUAAAUACAGAAAAAGAGAGUUUUCAGUUUAGUCCUCAAGCUCGGGAAAAUUCAUCUUCUCAACAAACAGGCUUUUCUUCCUUCAUACCCUCAUUAGGACCAUCAUCGUGUGUGUCCUUGCCUUCUGCUGACUCAGGUACAACACAGCAACCUCUUUCAACAGAGAGUGACAGUAAAGUAACAUCAAUCCAUCUUCAGAUACCAGAAUUGCAGGAUAGACUUUUAAAGAUAUCUCAACUUAUCCAGCCUCAGCAAGACAGUUUGAAGGCCAUUCAAAAACAAUUGGCUACCCAAAGGGAAGCCAUCGUCCAAUCUAGACAAGAAGCUCAUGACGAAAUAUUAGGAGAACGGAAGGAAAGAGUAUUCCCAAAGCAACCUAGUCCAUCUCCCCGGAUACCUCAGCAUUCACUUGCUUCAUUCCCUCUUUCUGACUCUGAAAGAACACAAGAACUUUGUUCAGCCAUCAGUGAUGAUGCAGUAUCUUCAGGUUCUGAGAUGCUGGGUUUGCCAGGCAGGGCUUUGGGUUUAUCACAUACUGAUUUAUUUCAGCAGAAUAAUCUGGCUGCACAUCCAGAACACCUCCAUGCACAAACAAAUGCCUUUCAUUCUACUGAGAAAGUGCAGGAAGAGAUGCUAUUUCCUAGACCAUGUGAGCAUUCUAUCCAACCUCAUCAUGGUGACUUGAAGACACUUCAACAGCAGUUAAAUGUGCAAAGGAAAGCCAUUAGAUCUGGCCAGGAAAUACAAGAGGAACUACUUCUGCAAAGGUUAAAUAAAUUGGAACAAAGGGUAUCUUGCAAACAGAUUAGCUCCUCUUCAUUCUCACCACAGGUCGCACUACCUGUAGCCAACUCUGAAGGAACCCUGCAGUCUUUCCCAACGAAAAGUGAUGACACUGAGAUAUCCGGCUCCCAUGGUGAGUAUCCGAGCUUUGCACAGCCCCUUCUACCUCAGCAGGAUAAGCUGACAAUGCAGAUGGGCUUAGAGAUGGUGUUUCAUAAAGAACUGCUUUUACACAAACAAAACAGCCAGAACAAAAGUGACUCUGUUGAGCAUGCCAUCCCUGCUUUGUUUCUCUCCAAGGAACCAGAGCACCCAUUCAUUCCAUUACCUUUUGCAGAAGCUAAGUCUAAAAGCAUUGGUGAGUUGUCCUUACCGAAAAAGGAGCACGGAGUCCCUUCUAGAGAUGCUGUGAUCCCAAGAUUGCAGGACAGACGUUUGAGUUUCUCCCCGCCUGUCUUAGCCCAGCACGACGACAUGAAUCUUCAGAAGCAGUUGAAUCUACAAAGAGAAGCUCUGCGUUGUAGGCAAAGAGCCCAAGAAGACUUACUUGUGCAGAGACAGACAGCCUUGCAGCAGCAAAUGGAAAAACACAGAGAAACUGUGAAAGAGUUAUUGAAUGUCAGUCAGGCAAGGACGUCCCCAGAUAAUGACCUGAAAACGCAAGGCCCUGCCUGGGGAGGCUCUGAUCAGGAGAGCCCUAGCGGUGAGAGUCUGGGCAAAGAACUGAGUGGUAGAGCCUCUAAGCCUCCUGUCUCCAAGGUGAAGUGUGGCUUGGACUUAAACCAGCAUGAGCUUAGUACUAUACAGGAGGUGGAGUCACCAGCAAGUGGCAGGACUUCCAUGCCAGGUAAAUCAGACUUUUAUCAAGACCGAGACCCCUUAAGAGUCUCAGUGAGCAGAGAACAAAGUUUUCUGGGGAGUCCACUGGCACAUGACCUAUUUGCUUGUCACCAGCCACCUGCCCAGAACAGCAGAAGCAAUGACUAUUAUGAAGCAGUUAACGUUGAGGAAUCUGAUGUUGAGGAUCAUGCAAUAUUGAGUCAUGCUGUCUCAGAAGAAGCGUGUGCAUCUCUGGGUCCAGUUGUGAAGCCAGAUGAUAAGGCUGAAACACAAGACAUUUCUCAGGAGCCGUUAUCUUCAGUAACUGUUUCUACUGGAAGCUUCUUAAGUUAUGAACUCACAGAUUUGAGCCUUACAGACCCAGAGUCAUUUUCGGAACAAAUGGAGCAUCAGGAACAAGAAGAGACUUCUCCUUUCAGUUGUGCACGUCCUUCAACCCCUGUUACUUAUCAACAGCUGCACUCCUUAGGUGCUGAUGACUUUCUGUUGUCCACAGAGGAAGAAAGGGCAUCCAGUCACACACGUGCUCAGCAGGUCAUAGACAAGGAUAUAAAUGAAGCAACUUUGAUACCUGGAAAAAGAGACUUGCAGGUUCCAGCUGUGGACUUUCCAGAAUUGGAACACGUAUUUCCACACUUGCAUCGUCAACUCUUUAGACCCUUAGAACCAUAUCUGGAUUUUGACUUAUGGUCCUCCUCUGGGAUUUCACAAGACAACAGAGACUUUUACGAGCAGAGAUCUACAAGUACAGCUUGUUUCACAGAACUGAGGGCAAGCUUGCAACCUAUUGGUAACCCUGCUCAUGCUGCAGCUCAGAGCUUUGCUGCUGAGGGAUCUUUCCAACAGCUUCUACCAGAACUCUCAUCACAGGAAAGCCAACAUGUUGAUUUGCCAAGUAUUUAUAGCAUUGAAGCAAGAGGUACUUCCCAGAAUAUGGAAACCCACAGCUCUUCUGAGCAGACUGAAGUACUACAGAAUAAGAAAAGAAGUGUUCAUUUUCAGUCUUCAGCAGAGAGCUUGAGUCCAGCCUACAGUUCAUCUGAUGAUGCUGUAUUUGAUCAGCUACACCUGCAGCACAGCACUCCAUGUGGUUCUACCUCUAGUGAGUGCUCAGGCAAACAAUUAGGAAGCAGAAAAGAAAUGCUGGGCUUUGAAGAGCUGUCAAGAAAAGCGGUUACAGUGUUACCAAGCCACAGACUUGCCGGAAAUGAAAGUGAAGUUCUUAAUCCACAUGUAGAAGAAACUGACUCUAAGGGGUCUCAUUCAAUAAGUACUGAAAAUGAAAAGUCUGUUCAGGACCCAAGAAAACUGUCUCAGCUAGCACAAGCACAGCACAUCAAGAAUUCUAAGUCAUUUUCAUUUCAGAGCUCUAUUCCAGUCUGGGAAACAGAAUCUGGCUAUGGUAUAAUGGAAGAACCAGAUCUCACUCUACUAAGUACCAGUGAUAUCAGCACCACUGAAACAGACCUAGCAAACCUAACUCUUGAAGAGAGAGAUAGUGAAGCACAGGGCUGUUUCCAGGCAGGUGCAUCUCUACCUCCCUUACCAGAAACCUCUGGCUAUGGAGCUGCAUCAGAAGAGCCCUGUACACACCAACCCCAAGUGGCACCUUCAGCCACACAGAAAAAGUCAUUUAUGGAGAGAUCCUACCAAAGGCAGAGAGAGAUGCGAAAUAAAAGUCAACCCCCUCAAACAGGUUCGUCCCUGAGCCGCCUGAAGGGUGUGAAUAAAGUUAGAGUAUCUCUCCCUGAAGACAGAAAGACCACACAAGCCCUCAUGCACCAAAGAGCACUAAGAUUAUAUAGGCAGUUAUCUGAGGUAAAACAGCAAAGAGAAGAAAAAGCAAAGCAAGAACUCUGUGCCCAAAAUAAAGCAAGAGCAAAAGAAUUUCAUAAGGUGAGCAAGAACCAGUUUUUUACCCUCAGUGGCACUAUUUCAAAGAAACCGGCUAAAUCUAAUUCUCAUUCCUUCUGCAGAAAACACUAGAGAAACUCCGAGCCAAAAAUACAUGCUGACUUCCUAUAAAAGCUGUGUAAAGCGUUUUCUUUUACUUUAAUGUAUAAAACUAGACAGAAUUAUUUAUUAUAAGCAAUAAAUUUUUAUUUAAAGGGGUUUGUUGUUCUUCAUCCAGGUCACAUGGGUUCAAGAUUUCUGAAGAGAGUUGAGAAUAAGUCUUAAAAUUUGUGAACUCAGGGAAAUGCAUGUAUCUUCUCAGAAAAACACAGCACUAUCAAGUGCCUGUUUUGUUCUGUGGAGAGCAUCUAUCUUUGGUCACAGCGUUAAGAGCUUUUGGUUUCACAGCCCAACAAGCCCUCUUUGAAAUGACCUUCACUGUCUCUGUUGUAAACAUACAUACCUUUCCCAAAGAUGCUGUCUGGUUCAGGCCUGCAUGACAAUAUGGGAAGAGUGAGUGACUGAGCCAUAUAAGUUAGAAACAAUCACUAGCUAACAAGAAGAUGGGCAACAGAAUGUCCCCAACAGGUUAACAGCUAGACAAGUAGCACAUACAAAACCUAAUGGGAAUUUUUUUAUGGUCAUGUCCACAGCAAAUGAGAAACUGAAUUUUCUCAAAGCCUUGGUAAUGACCAUUAUAAAAGUAACCCUGAAAUGAUGCCUGCCAUACUAAGCUACACAGAACCCUGUCUUGAAAAACCAAAAAAUAGAUGACUUGCCUUUGUUUUCUCUCUCCUUGGAUUAAAGACAAAUUCAAAGUCUUCUACCUGUUGAAAAAUGUGUUUUAAGUUUAUGUGGUAAAGAUUCUGUUCAUUUACUAUGUAUACAGCACUCUGCCUUCCUGUAUGCCUGCACCAGAUCUCAUUACAGAUGGUAGUAAGCCACUAUGUGGUUGCUGGGAAUUGAACUCAGUCAGGACAUACUGAUCCGAAGGGCAGCCUGUGUUCUUAAUCUCUGAGCCACUGCUCCAAGUAAAUCAAGUAAAAUCCACCUCCCCAAAUGAAAAGCGCUAAAUUCUGGUCUUCUUUAAUUGUUCUUUGCAAUAAAUAUUGUCUGAAACCAUGA
Messenger RNA from Mesocricetus auratus (golden hamster), 8584 nucleotides. It is a transcript of the gene Cep295, whose product is annotated as centrosomal protein 295. The transcript is spliced from 28 exons. Gene Ontology annotation, biological process: regulation of centriole replication. Bases 17 to 7552 code for a protein of 2511 amino acids. The record is from RefSeq and is a predicted model, not a curated record. Gene Ontology annotation, cellular component: centrosome; centriole; cytosol. NCBI's taxonomy places the organism in Eukaryota, Metazoa, Chordata, Mammalia, Rodentia, Cricetidae.